AGAGAGAAAUGAUAGAGAGAGAGGGGAUGUGGGUGUGUGUGUGUGUGUGAGAGAGAGAGAGAGAGAGAGAAGUCAUGUCAAACUUUGACAACAUGCAUGACAUCAGAGGUUACCUCCCCCAAGCUUGUCCACUAUGAGAUGGUCUGGUCACAAGCAAAACCUCUCAAAAUCCUGCCAUAAUAUGCACAGCCUUUUCCAACACACACACACACACACACACACACACACUUGUAUACGCGCACUCUCAGGCACAUGUGUGAACACUGAAUUAUAGUAAAGUGAAAGAGGGUGUGAGACACGCCUCAGAGCUGGGCAGACCUUUCCUGGAGAGGAAUCCGAGCAGACGACGGUGGACAGCACUGAGCUCUACUGACCCACUGAAUGAAAGGAACAGCAUGUCAGUCUUCCUGCUCCUCCUCAUCCUCGGUGAGGUCCUGCUCCCUAACCUCACCUGCGCAUCCAGAGUGCGCAGGCAGACUACAAAGGUUCGGAUCAGUGCUAUAGGAGACACCAUCAUGCUGAAGUUCCUUCAGCCACACAUGGACACUAAGCUGGAGGGCUACAUCCUGGGCUACGGCAGCAACAUGUUCUCCAAGCAGUUCAUCCAACUCCCUGAUGAUGGGGAACCUUAUGAAACUGAAAUUGACGCUGAGCCAAAAUAUCUAGUUGCAGUACAACCAGUCAAAGAAGAAGAGGUGAAAAAACAGUGCGCAGGGAAGGAGACUCUGGAGAGGCCUCUGCAUCUGGUGAUUGGCUCUGUGACCCCGACCUCAGUUAUGCUGUCCUGGGGCACACUGCUAAAUACCCUUUCCAGUGAAACCAACCUGGACGACUGCAUCGAGGACGGUCACUUCACCGUGCGCUACAGGGAGAAGGAGCCCAAGAAGAAGUGGAACUAUCAGACAUGCCCCACCACAGAAACAAUCAUUGACCGACUCAAACCAGACACGCCAUAUGAGUUUGGGGUCCGAGCAGAGUCUGGAAAUAUCAAUGGAGCCUGGAGCCCUCCAAUAAUCCACAACACAGCUGACGAUAUCGACAUUCAUGAACCAGUGAAGCCUGAGAACUUUCCCAGACCUACGAAACCCGUCACCGAAAGCCCUCAAACUUUCUCCCCCUCGAUGCCUCUUCUGUCCAGCGUGACUCAGAACAGACCAGCGUCCAUCCUCAGACCCCCGUCUCCUACACAGAGGGUAACUCAAGUAAAAGAUAUAAGCAAUCAUAAAACACUAAAGCCUGAGAACUUUCUGGGUUCUAAGAAGCCCAUCACCGAAAGCCCUCAAGCUUUCUCCUCCUCGGUGCCUCUUCUGCCCAGGGUGACUCAGAGCAGACCAGCUUCCCUCCUCAGACCCCCAGCACCCUCUCCUAUACCGACGGUAACUCUGGACAUUCAUAAACCACUGAAGCCUGAGAUCUUUCUGAAGCCUGAGAAGCCCAUCACCGAAAGCCCAUCUGCUUUCUCCGCCUCGGUGCCUUUUCUGUCCAGUGAGACUCAGAGCAGUCUGAUCUCUGACCUCAGAAACCCAGCACCCCGUCCUACACAGAGGGUAGUUCAAGUUACAGACAUUCAUAAACCACUGAAGCCUGAGAGCGUUUUGAGACCAAAGAAACCCGUCACCGAAAGCCCUCAAACUUUCUCCCCUUCGGUGCCUCUUCUGCCCAGGGUGACUCAGAGCAGACCAGCUUCCCUCCUCAGACCCCCAGCACCCUCUCCUAUACCAAGGGUAACUCUGGGAACAGCAAGCGAUGGCAUAAGAACUCCACGUCCUUCUGAAGAUUCAGUGUCCUUGCCCCAGACCCUCAACUCAACUCACACAACAAAGAGCAAUUUAAAAACCAAUAAUAUUCUUCAAACUCACAAUUCUACUAUAUCAUCUCUUUCGAGUACCUCCCAACAACCACUUCACGCAACCCAUUCCCAACUGACCACAAGUAAACCUCUAUUCAACACACCCAAAACACAGACCAACACAACCACAACGGUAUCUAGCACAGUCAAAGCUCAACUCAAUUUAACCCAAAAGAAAAGGACCCAACUCCACAACGCAAUUCAUCCCCAACUCGAAUCCAGCACAUCCACAUUCCAACUUAGAAUGACCCAGUUCCAACAACAUACAACCAAAUACCCUCUUAAAACACCCCAACUCUAUACAGUUCACCCUCAAACUAGUAUAAACCAGUCCCAACACAGCACAGCCAAAGGCCUAUACAAAACAACCCAAAACAUGUUUACAACACUUGAACCCAUCACAACUCAAUCCCAACCCCACGCAACUCAACCCCAGUCUGUUACAAGCCAAUCCCAGCCGCACACAGUUUAUCCCCAAUCCAACAAAAAACAGUCUCAUACUCAUGCAACUCAACCCAAACCCAGUGCAACCCAAUCUUCACCCCACACAACCCAACCCCAAUCCAUUGCAACCCAAUCUCAACCCCACACAACUCAAUUCCAAACUAGCACAGUAAAAUACUACCCAAGAACAGCCCAACCCCAACCCUCCACAACCCAAUCUCAACCCCACACAUCCCAACCCAUUACAAUACAAUCUCAACCCCACACAGCUCAAUUCCAAACUAGCACAGUAAUACAUCACCCAAGAACAGCCCAACCCCAACCCUCCACAACCCAGUCUCAUCCCCACACAGCCCAACCCCAACCCAUGACAAUACAAUCUCAACCCCACACAUCCCAACCCCAACCCAUUACAAUACAAUCUCAACCCCACACAACUCAAUUACAAACUAGCACAAUAAAAUACCACCCAAGAACAGCCCAACCCCAACCCUCCACAACCCAGUCUCAACCCCACACAUCCCAACCCCAACACAUUACAAUACAAUCUCAACCCCACACAACUCAAUUCCAAGCUAGCACAGUAAAAUACCACCCAAGAACAGCCCAACCCCAACCCUCCACAACAAGAUCUCCUCCCCACACAUCCCAAACCAUUACAAUACAAUCUCAACCCCACACAUCCCAACCCCAACCCAUUACAAUACAAUCUCAACCCCACACAUCCCAACCCCAACCCAUUACAAUACAAUCUCAACCCCACACAACUCAAUUCCAAAGUAGCACAGUAAAAUACCACCCAAGAACAGACCAACCCCAACCCUCCACAACCCAGUCUCAACCCCACACAUCCCAACCCAUUACAAUAGAAUCUCAACCCCACAGAACUCAGUUCCAAAAUAGCACAGUAAAACAUCACCCAGGAACAACCAAAACUCAACCCACCACAACACGAUCUCAACCCCAACCCAUUAAAACCCAAUCCAAUCCAAACAAACACACAGAAAAAUCCCAACCAAAAACAGUGCAACCCAAAUUGACCACAACCAAAUCCAAACCCAGAAAAAACAAACAGAAGACCAGAGUACCCCAAUCCAGCACAGUACAACCCCAACCAACCACAAACCAAUCCAGUACAGCAAAAUACCAUCCUACCGUCAGGUCUCAUAAACAGCCUGUCACAAAUCAACAUCACAAAAAUAUAAUCAAGCCAAAAUUUACACAUGAACCCAAUACUUACUACCAAUUCAGCACAACAUUUGAGGGGUUAAGCACUACUGAAUUCCAACAAAAACCUGAUCAUCACCCAUCACGUGCUACAAUAAAACAUUCUAACACCAACACACGGCAAAAUGGUAAAACUGAACAUACCGUCACGAGUAAGCCAAAGCAACCUGUACAAACACCUUUAGAACAAUCGAACACACAAAACUCACCUUGGCGUGAAAAGAAGCUGGUCAACAAGACGCUCCCAGUCAGCAAAAUGGCUCCGAGCCAAUCACUGGAUGGACAUCUAACAAAGCCUGCUCUUGUCAGUGGGGCAACGAAUAGGAACCAGGGCCAAGACAUGCCUUCACCUUCUGCUUCUGUGGCAAGAACUUCAGCACCUACAGUAACCAAGCGUGUCUCUCCAGUCACAGUUCUUAAUCCAAUAAGUUUGCCUCCUACCUACUCAAACACCUCUGUCAGGACUGCACCGGCAUCCCAUAAUGAGAAGCAUAAGGGGAAGUUAUGGGACAAACCUAUCAAGAGACCUAGAAAAGAGCCUGAUUUAAAUGAAAUCAAGAAGCAGAAAAACAAGGUGCCCAAAAAUGGGGGUAAAGGUAAAACUCACGAUAAAGUAGUUGAUCUGAAGGUGGUGGAUGCACUACCGUUUCAGAAACCUUCAGAUGCUCCUCCUACCACAGAACUCUAUCAAAAGCCAACACCAGCAACCACACCAUUUUUUGCGGUUAACGGUAGCAGGUAUUACAUGGGGGACAACUCAUCUGUAUUCAGUUCUGUUCCUGUCUCAGAGGUGGACCCGAUGGGAAAGAAACGCUUUGUAGCACCUCAUGUGAUCUAUCAGAUAGACAAGCCUCCAGAGCAGCCAUGUUCCGUCACGCACUCUCUCAGCUUCUUCCCUGAUGAGGAGAAUGGUGUAGCAAACAUCUCAGGCCCACCCAAGACCCCGCCCACCAACGUCACUGUCGUUACUGUGGAGGGAUGUCCCUCAUUCGUCAUAGUCGAUUGGGAGAAAACAGACAACGAGACGACAGAAUAUGAAGUCACUUCCUCUGUUAUAAAUCCAAAUGGACAAGUCGUAUCUGUUGUAAAAACCAAUCAGACACACGCAGCUGUGGAGAACCUGAAACCCGAGAGCAGUUACGAGUUCACCGUGACGCCUAAGAAUGAGCUCGGUUCAGGACCUUCCAGUGAGCCGGUAUCCUUCAGCACCGAGUCGGCGGACCCUCGGGUGAGAGAAGUCCAAACUGGUAAAAAUGCCAUCUGGUCUUCAUUCUCAUUCGACGCAGACUCCUAUUCUGAGUGCACUGGAACCCAAUAUGUGAAACGUACAUGGUAUCGCAAGUUUGUGGGAAUUCAGCUGUGCAACUCACUCAGAUACAAGAUCUACCUAAGUGAUUCACUAAAAGGGAAGUUUUAUAACAUUGGGGAUGAGACUGGAUACGGAGAGGAUCAUUGUCAGUUUGUUGAUUCCUUCCUGGAUGGACGGACAGGAAGCCUGCUGCCACCACACCAACUACCACUCAAACAAGGUUAUUUCCGGUCCAUACGCCAGGAACCUGUGAAGUUUGGAAAGAUUGGUGGUAGAACCCAGAUUAACUAUGUAUCCUGGUACGAGUGUGGAGUCCCCAUUCCCGGGUCAUGGUAGGACCCCUGAAGCUGUCCGAGGACGUGCCCGAUUAGAAUAUAUACUGUGCGAGAGAUGACCAAGCAGACAGUGUAUAAAGAUGUACAGAAAGGUAGGGGAAAAAGUGAAAGAAAAAGGUUCUAUCGAGUGCUAUCUGCAGUAUCUAACGGCACAUAUAAUGCUUCAUACUAUUUAUAUGCAAAAAAAAUUAUCAGACAUUUAGUGAAAUCGCAGAGUUUAUGAAAGUACGGGGUAGCAGGCUCCCUGAAUGUUUAAAACGUGUAUAUUAUUUAUCAAGAGGCUGGGGAUAACAUGCAGUAACUUCCUGGCGAUUGGCAAAACAGAUGGCAUAAGCAUCGAGAGGAAAUGGGUCAUACUGUGCAGCUGUUUAAUAUACAAACUAAAGCAUGGGCACCUGAGAUGGAAUUUUACACAUUAGGUCUAAUACAUGUAAUUUUCCAGAAUCAAGCGAGUUAGAAAAUAGUUUCAAUAAAGUUUUGCACAAUGCAAGUGUAGCUCAUUUGGCAAAUACAGGUAUAUAUGUGUAUAUAUGGCAACGGUGACUUAAGCACUCAUUAGUAUUGUGUUUUGUAGCUUUUGAGAUGAAUUAUUACAAGGUGUUAACACAAAGAUAAUGUAUGUUGAUUUAUAUCUGAUCAGUUGGAGAUUUACAAUCCAAGUUUAUUGCAACGUUAACGCGAUAUUUUUUUUUUUAGCGAACGCUACGAAAUGUAUUACUUUUAUUGCAGAAUAUUUUGCAGUUUCUAUGUGAAGAUGCACAAGGAAAUAAAUAUUUUUCUCUGGAUCUUUAAA
Messenger RNA from Ictalurus punctatus (channel catfish), 5957 nucleotides. RefSeq names its product target of Nesh-SH3 (gene abi3bpa). Lineage: Eukaryota; Metazoa; Chordata; Actinopteri; Siluriformes; Ictaluridae. The transcript is spliced from 31 exons. Gene Ontology annotation, molecular function: protein binding. The record is from RefSeq and is a predicted model, not a curated record. Gene Ontology annotation, biological process: extracellular matrix organization; positive regulation of cell-substrate adhesion. Bases 396 to 5165 code for a protein of 1589 amino acids.